AUGCUUUAUUUCAAUAAAAUAAAAAAAACUUUAUUUAAUAUUAAAAAACGUGUUUUUAGUGGGGUUUCUUUAAAUUUUGACGCACCUCUUAAAACAAAAAAUCCAAAAAACAGGCUAGACCUAUAA
Vairimorpha ceranae is the source of this 126-nucleotide messenger RNA. RefSeq lists its product as hypothetical. NCBI's taxonomy places the organism in Eukaryota, Fungi, Microsporidia, Nosematidae. The coding region runs from base 1 to 126 and encodes 41 amino acids. The record is from RefSeq and is a predicted model, not a curated record. The transcript has a single exon.